Molecule: messenger RNA, 969 nt
Organism: Onychostoma macrolepis
Lineage: Eukaryota; Metazoa; Chordata; Actinopteri; Cypriniformes; Cyprinidae
Product: testis-expressed protein 12-like
Exons: 5
Coding region: 315-701 (128 amino acids)
Source: RefSeq, a predicted model, not a curated record
AAUGCAUUAUAUAUAUAUUUAUAUAAGCCUAAUUUUGCCACUAAUAGUUUCUUCGGAAUAAUCAGUAGUAAGUGAGUCCAUUUAGGCUACUAUGAGUUGUUCGCUCAGUAGCAGGCUACAGUUGCGCGCGCGAUUAUUGACAGUUCAAAUUUAAGCGGCGGUUGGUAAGUGAGGUGAACUGCGGUGACCGAGUGACCAAGUUUAUCGAAGGUUACUAAUUUUCUGGUAUUUACUUUAGUUAAUCAAACAACUGAUAGGCUAUAUUCCAUUAUUAACGAACACCCUUUUGUCAGAGAUAUUGAUUUUGUACAAGUAUGAUGACACAACGCAGUCUCGAGAGCACUAAAGAGGCGGUCAGAGGAACAGAAAUGAAAAGGUCUCAAGCGAAAAUACGUGAGAUUGAAAAUGCACCGUUUUCUGAGACAUCUCCAGCAAAAAAGAAGGCACAGCAUUUCAGAUCAGCAGCUGGAGACAUGCCUCGUGGGUUUGAAGUAGCAUUAGCAGAGGCUAACCGAGAGGUCAGUGUCCUCUUUUCCAAGUACUCCGAGGUCUUGAGGGAAAGAGCUGCUGUGGAUGCUUCACAGCUUGGAGAACUGGAAGAUAUACUUACUGAAGCCAGGAGCUUGGAAUCUCAUCUUAUAGAGAAGAAGGAACACCUGAGACGAUCUUUGGCUUUGAUCUCUGACAAACUACAAGGAUAGGUUCAGUUCUUUUCAGUGGUGUUAUUUGAUUCACAUAAUGCAUCUCAUUUGCUAUACAAGCAUCAGUUAAGACAUUGUUAAAAUGUUGAUUAUACAUGUUCAUAUUAUACUUUAGAAGUUAUAUACUAUAUAACAAUAAUAGAAAAAAGGUGUUAUGCUGAAAUAAAGCUGAUAUGUGGUGACAGUCACAAUCUGUAGUGAUGUAUCAUAAAAACAAUUGAAUAUAUAUACACACAAGCAUUUGUUAUUUUAAUAAAUGCUUAUUCUU